Acaromyces ingoldii is the source of this 1343-nucleotide messenger RNA. RefSeq lists its product as hypothetical. The transcript is spliced from 5 exons. NCBI's taxonomy places the organism in Eukaryota, Fungi, Basidiomycota, Exobasidiomycetes, Exobasidiales, Cryptobasidiaceae. Bases 189 to 1301 code for a protein of 370 amino acids. The record is from RefSeq and is a predicted model, not a curated record. Gene Ontology annotation, cellular component: plasma membrane.
GCCGUCUACCUCUGUUCCUUAGCCCAGCCACUGCUAUUGCUUGCGGGGCUGAUGGCCUGAUCUCUCUCGGAGCGAGCUUACGUUAAAUACUGAGCUGUAUAUUAGCUGCCGACAAUCUCCGUCUCGCACCCUCUUCCCGUCUAACGUACCCCAUCCAGCCUUUCGCACAGACUUACCCACCCUCAACCAUGAACAGCAACGGACACGACGACAUGGAGGCGCAAGAUAACGGUUACCCGCCCGCCUUUGACAGCAAGCGACCCGAGGGUAGUCAGAGCUCAAAGGUGCCCACCAUGGUGGCGCCUGCCAAGAUUCCCCAGACCAACCAGGAGGGCAUCAUCACGGUGCAGCCACUGAGGAGGAGCGACAUGCAGCCUUCCUACGCCCAGGACCUGGGUCUGACCGAAGUCAAGCACGGCUUCUACGGCUCGCUCAUCAACUGCCUCGGUGACACUGCCGGUGCCCUUGGCCAGUUCCCAUGCUGCCCCUGCCCCAACCCAUUCAAGCAGGUCAGGCAAGGAAGCGUCGGACUCGUGAGCCGGUUCGGCCAGUUCUACAAGAGCGUCGACCCCGGCCUGGUCAAGAUUAACCCAUGCAGCGAGUCGCUGCGCAUCGUCGAUGUCAAGAUCCAGCUCAUCACCGUGCCGCAGCAGCGCGUCACGACGCGAGACAAUGUCAGCAUCGAGCUUGACAGCGUCAUUUACUGGCACGUCUCGAACCCAUACCGGGCUGCGUACGGCAUCCAGGACAUCCACCGCUCCCUCGUCGAGCGCGCUCAGACGACGCUGAGGGACGUCGUGGGCAGCCGCACCAUCCAGUCGGUCAUUUCCGACCGCACCGAAGUGGCGCACCAGGUCGAAGAGAUACUCGAGACUGUCGCUAGCAAGUGGGGUGUCGUCGUUGAGAGCAUACUCAUCAAGGACAUCAUGUUCUCGCGCGAGCUCCAGGAGUCGCUCUCGUCGGCCGCGACGCAGCGCCGAAUCGGAGAGAGCAAGGUCAUUGCCGCAAAGGCCGAGGUCGACGCCGCCAAGCUCAUGCGCCAGGCUGCCGACAUUCUCUCGAGCCCCGCUGCGAUGCAGAUCCGCCAGCUCGAGUCGCUCCAGGCAAUGGCAAAGUCGGCGGGAAGCAAGGUCAUCUUCGUGCCCAUGAACCUCAACGACGUCAAGAGCUCCGUCCUCGCCGAUGGCACAGGCGUCUUCCACCCCGACCCUCAUGGUGUGGGCCCUUCGGUGCCGAACCCAGUCUACCAGGAGGACCCGACCAAGGACGUGGCGCGCCUGUCGCAGCUGGCUAACAUGUAGUUGCAGACUCUCGCUCUCUGAUUUCCGUGCGUGUCUCUAUAC